Molecule: messenger RNA, 2029 nt
Organism: Botrytis cinerea B05.10
Lineage: Eukaryota; Fungi; Ascomycota; Leotiomycetes; Helotiales; Sclerotiniaceae
Exons: 5
Coding region: 118-1680 (520 amino acids)
Source: RefSeq, a predicted model, not a curated record
GUGCUUUUCAUUCCUCUCUUUUCCUUAUUUCCUUGAUCGAAAACACAUUCUUUCAAUUUCCUUCUAUCAUUCAUUAUCAAAAAUCUUUCUUUCCUCCUUUCUUCCAAUCACUUCAAAAUGCAUUCUCCCAAGUCCCAGGCCAUCCUCAGCCUACUCUUCUCACAAGUCUUCAAAACCUCCGCCUCUCCCUCUCCCGUAAAAGUCCGCGAAGCAUUCGCCCCCGUCCCCUCCAACUUCAACCCCGGAAUCUUCGCCAUCCAACCCAACAACGGCGGCGGUGCCUCCGACGACUGUGGCAAUGGUCCCAUCACUCUCAACCGCACAACAUGGACUUCGCACAACAUGGAUCAACUAAUCAACGACAUGUUCUCUACCGGAAUGUCCGAUCCCAAUUUCGAUUUCCACCAAUCAUUCGGUAAUCGCUACAAUGUAGAUUUUUACUGUCCCAAUAGUUUCGACAACUGUGAUACCACACCCGCAAGUUGUAGCGCAUUGAGCGGAACAACUGCAGAAAAGGAACAAGGUUGGUUGGGAAUCAAAGCCAUGAUGAAUGUACAGCAGAUGUAUCUGCAAUGGGAAAAAGUCAUGAGUAAUUCGCUCGAUACGCUCACGCAAACCAGUGCGGAUUUUCAAUCUAACUUCGCUCCUACUACCCCCGGUGCCAAAAUCGGUGCCAAAAACACAGUGACGGUUAUUUCCGGCGGUCUCGCCGUCGCAGCCGUAAUCGGAACUUGCUGGCUUCCCGGUGCUCUCGCUUUUACACUCCCCGUGCUCGGUACACAAAUCACCGCCGGUGUUCUCACAAUCGGUGCUGGUAUUACCGCAGGAACGGCCAGUCUAGUCGGCACUAUCGCGAAUGAUAUUCAAGAUAGCAAAGAAUCGGAUGAGCUGAGCGUGUUGGAAUUUUCAGACUACCUACCGGUCAUGAAACAAUUGGCGUUGAGCUCGCUUGAGUUUUCUCACAAUGGGACGUUCUCGAAUGGUCAGGUGAAUGGAAAUAGCGUGGGGACUUUAAAAGAUCUCCUCACAGGCGGUGCAUUCGCCGGCGACGAAGUCCUACAAGCCUACGUUGGUGGCGAAGACGGACUCGACGGACUUUUCUCUCGCUAUGCAGCUAUCAAACUCCUUCAAGCAUACUGGGAAGCGCAAAAUGCAUUUUUCAUCUACAUUCCGGAUGUUGUCAAAGAUUGCUCUGGAUGGCACGGUAAUACCGGAGGAAAAAAAGCCGGGGAUCCCAGACGAUUUUGCGGUGAAAAGGGUAUGAUGAUUUUAGGAGGCGUGGACAACAAUUCCAAGUUUUCUGCUCCGACGGGUAUUGAUAAUGGGAAAGUUGCUUCUAUUGGAGGAUUUAACAUUCAACUCCCACAACUCUACGCCAGCACCUACAACAUGUACACCGGCCACGGUCUCGACGCCUACAAAGACAUCACGUGGCACAUGAACAACAUCGCGCACGAAUACGUCGGUAACAACGAUGCCAACAAAGCCUACACGACUGCUGGUUUUUUCACCUUGCCCGUGUGUGAAUUGAAAGGUUGGAAUUGGAAACAGAGUGAUGAGAUGCAUAAGAAUCCUCCUUGUGAUUGCUCAUGUGCUCAAGAUGCGUGGGGCCAUAAAUUCCUGGAUUACGCUUCUCAACCCAUCAAAGAUUGGUUGAAGAAUUGCCCACCUUGUUCUUAGGAAUCAUUAUGCAUCAUGGAUCUUCAUAAUCGGAUCUUGUGAGAACUCUAAUGGUUCGGAAAAAAAAAGUACAGUAGUUGAGGUUUAUCUUUUCAGGUGUGGGACAAGAGGAGCGUUAGAAGUUUUGGAGCAAUGGAGCGAUGGAUUGAUAGAUAGAUUGUGGGUUUAAGGUUUUUGCAUUUCGCUUUCCGUAUUUUGUCUGUCAUUACAGAAUUCUUUUUGUCUAUUCGAAGCAUAGCUAUUUUCUCUCGCGUUACUUUGUUUCAUUAUUGAUUUUGUUCCAGAUUUAUCGCAAUGUUUAGCGCGAAUCACAUGCACGUACAAUACAAUCAGUGAAUUAUUCUUUUCA